UCUCGCGUAGACUUAUCAACAGCGUCUGGGAAAUCAAGCUCCGGACUUUUUGUACAGCGUUUGGUGAUCCGUGUGUCCUUGGUGUGAGGUUUGAGGUGCAAACUGGUCUAGUGUGUAGGUGCAUAUAUUUUUGAAGGUUCGUGAUAAGGGCUCGAAGACCAUGGCCAAUCGAUCCAACCAGCGGGACCGCGAGUUCAACCGUGAUAAUAACAAUACUAGCAACAGCAAUAAUACUGGCAAUAACAAUCGCGAUAAUCGGGACUUUAAUCGAGAUGGUGGCGGCGGCAGUCGAGACAACAAUCGGGAUAAUCGUGACAAUCGCAAUAUCCGCGAUAGUCGUGGCAAUUUUCGUGACUUUCGCAAUCGUGACAACAGAGAUCGCGAUCGUCAGCGUCAAGUGCCCACGGAACCUCCUUUCAUCGCCUAUGUGGGCAAUCUGCCCAAGGGUCUCGUUCAGGGCGAUGUGAUGAAGAUCUUCUCGGACUUUGAGGUGAAGAAUGUGCGGCUAAUCAAGGAUCGAGAGACGGACGAAUUUAAGGGCUAUGGCUAUGUGGAGUUUGAGACAUUGGCUCAACUGAAGAGAGCUUUAUCCUGCAAUGGACGCAUCAAGUUGGAUAAUUUUUCAGCGCCUCUGCGCAUCGAUAUAGCUGAUCAUCGUCGACAGGCACCGGGUUCUAGCAGCAUGGGUGGUGCCGGAGGACCAGGUGGCUCCCAAGGUCAAGAAAGAGGAGGUGGUGGUGGAAGAGGAGGUGGUAACGGGAAUGGUAACGGCAAUGGAAAUCCCUACUACCAAAGACGCAACUAUCGGCGGGACGACAGCGUGGGAUCCCAUCAGUAUCGGAGGAGGGAAACGCGGAGCAGCAGCAACCACCAAAUGUCCAACAGUAGCCCCACCCAGAGCACAAUGUCCAUGAACUACAAUCGCACCACUCGCGGUGGUUAUAACAACAAUCGUGGUGGUGCAGGUGAUCGCGGUGGUGGAAAUGGUAAUGGCAACGGUAAUGGAAAUGGCAAUCGUUAUCAGGGAGGAGCUCCACGUCCCAAUUUCGAUGACCGCGAGGGCCAGCAGUCGUCCAGCAAUGGAGGAUUCCAGCACAACCGGAACUUUAACUUCAAUCGCACUUUCAACAACAGCACAGGCGGCGGCGGAGGAGGUGGUGUUGUAAGAAGUGGCAAUCCUCAAAGGACCUUCAACGGAAAUGGAGGAGGCGGCUUUGGGAAUGGUAAUCUAAAUGGAAACGGCAACUAUACGAAUUUUGUGCAGAAUCGCAACCGCGACCGCCGUGGUCACUACAAUCCAAAUAAUGCUGGGAACUCCGGAAGCUACAAUGGCAACACCAAUGGAAGUGGAAACUUUGGCAGGGAAAACAAGAGUCCUGAAGCAGGAGUCCCGGAAACAGGAUCAUCGGCCAUCGGUCCCUCCUCGAACAAUCAAUUCGGGGUACUCGACGAUGAUGAUCGACCCAAAUUGGUGCUAAAACCAAGGACAGUGACUGCGCCCAUAAACUCACUGGCUGAAACAAAACAGGCUGCUCUGAUUUUUGGAAAGGCCAAGCCCCGCGAUGAUAAUUCCACUCCGGUUUCCUCACCACGCCAGGACUUGGAAGAUGCCGAUGUGAGUGCCCUAAACACGGCCUUGGGUGCUUCAAAUACUUUCGGAGGACCUGCCCCCGGGGAUCCGGAUCCUGGCGUACGCGGCGACUAAAUUGCACAGUCCACUUUUAAAACUCAACCAUUCUGAGAUGGCAGGCUAGGAUCUCAGAAUGGCGCGAGUUCUUUCAAUAAACUUUUCACUAGGCACUUUAUAUUUUUAUUAAAUUUGUAACCAGUGAUUGUUUGGUCGUGCUGUUUUGCCUUUCAAAAUUUUGGACUGUAAUCGCAAGCCCUUGCAUUUAAUAUUGUAUUCAAAAUUAAUCUUAUUGUUGUAAAAGCCAAAACUUACGCUUUCAUUGGGCAUACAAAUAAAUUAUAAUUUAAAGAAA
This is a messenger RNA of Drosophila takahashii, 1982 nucleotides long. It is a transcript of the gene eIF4H2, whose product is annotated as eukaryotic translation initiation factor 4H2. The record is from RefSeq and is a predicted model, not a curated record. Gene Ontology annotation, molecular function: RNA binding. NCBI's taxonomy places the organism in Eukaryota, Metazoa, Arthropoda, Insecta, Diptera, Drosophilidae.